Messenger RNA from Telopea speciosissima, 661 nucleotides. RefSeq names its product serotonin N-acetyltransferase 2, chloroplastic. Gene Ontology annotation, cellular component: cytoplasm. The record is from RefSeq and is a predicted model, not a curated record. The transcript has 2 exons. Lineage: Eukaryota; Viridiplantae; Streptophyta; Magnoliopsida; Proteales; Proteaceae. Gene Ontology annotation, molecular function: N-acetyltransferase activity. The coding region runs from base 45 to 641 and encodes 198 amino acids.
GGAAGGAGAGGUUCAUCCAUCUCUCUUCCUGAAACCACAGAGGAAUGCUUCUCAAUGGCAUCACUUCCACUCCUUCACCUUCAUCCAUUCGCCUUCUCAGAUCUCAAAACUACAAUUACAAGCUCAAACUCACAGUUUCUGCUACUUCCGCUUCUCAAAUCCCAACUUCAGGAAACAAAUUGGAAUUCUCAAUCUCCGAAGAAGAAUUAAAAACCCGAGGCUUCCUCCUUAAGCACUCUAUGGAAGGCCUCAACUUGGACCACCUCAAUACGGUAUUUGUGGCAGUCGGAUUUCCUCGGCGAAACACAGAGAAGAUUCGAGUGGCGUUGAAGAACACAGAUACUGUAUUGUGGGUGGAAUACUCCAAGACGCAGAAACCCGUGGCGUUUGCAAGGGCAACCGGGGACGGUGUCUUCAACGCUAUCAUAUGGGAUGUGGUGGUGGAUCCGUCGUUCCAGGGGAUAGGGUUAGGGAAGGCGGUGAUGGAGAGACUGCUGGAAGAGUUGUUGCAGAAGGGCAUCACUAACAUUGCCUUGUAUUCGGAGCCUAGGGUUUUGGGGUUUUACAGACCCUUGGGUUUCGCCGCCGAUCCUGACGGGAUCCGUGGCAUGGUGUACUCUCGGAAACAGAAGCGUAACUAAUAUAUACAAUCUGUACGUAU